Cicer arietinum (chickpea) is the source of this 1120-nucleotide messenger RNA. RefSeq lists its product as uncharacterized. The record is from RefSeq and is a predicted model, not a curated record. NCBI's taxonomy places the organism in Eukaryota, Viridiplantae, Streptophyta, Magnoliopsida, Fabales, Fabaceae.
UAAUAAAAAAUUUGUUUGUUCCACAACAACUUGUCCAGUGUCAAAGAUCUCCUCCGCAAAGGUUGCUCUUUUUUCUUAACCGCUAAACCCCUUUUUUUGUUUAUUACUGCCCUCUAAAAACCAACAAAAGAAACCACAUUCACUAUUUCAAACCCAUUUUCACAUUUUAUCUUUCACUUCCGCAUUCUCGUAAUUCUAUCAUAUCAUAUCACACUCUCAAAUGGGACAAGAAUCAGAUUCAAAGGCCAAGUUGGUACUAGAAAUUUGCUCCAUUUCCACACGUUCUGCAUCUUGUGUUCAUAGGAUUCUUUCAAACCCAACCAAUACAACUUUCAUUGAUUGGUAUUGCAUUCUUGGAGUGGAAGAAAAUGCAGGGGUUAAUGCCAUUCGCAAGAGAUAUCAUAAACUUGCAUUGCAACUUCACCCAGAUAAGAACAAACAUCCAAAAGCUGAAAUUGCCUUCAAGCUUGUUUCUGAGGCAAAUGCAUGUUUAACAAAUGCAGCAAAGAGAGAAGCUUUUGACUUUGAGAGGUACAAGCAUUUCUGCAUUGAGUGCAAAAGAAUACCAUAUACAUCAGGAAAUGUUCCUGGAAAUUCCGGCGGUUUGGGUUUCAAGGCAUGGAAUAUUAUCACAAGGUCGAGAUCUUUUAAGCUAUGGAGAAAUAUAAGGGAUAUGAGAGAGAGAUUUAAGGAGGAGGCUAAGGUGAUUGAGAAUUGUUUGAGAGUAAAUUCAAUGUCAAGGACAGAAUCUCCACUCUACAAUCCAACUAGUUAUCUAAAUAGGAGCAAGUCACUGCAUAGAAUUGAGAAAGAAACGCCAGUUUUCAAUCCAUCAGAUUACUUGUACCAAGGCUAUCCUCAUAUGAGGGAUCUUGUUAACAAGAAUUCUUCCACAUUUUGGUACUUGCAGACGACUAGUAUGCUCCACAAUCAAAAAGGAGGAGCCCAGCACAGCUCCCCUGUUUUUGAGGUCAAAUCAAGGAGUAUGUUUACAAGCCAAUUUGCUUUUGUCUCGUCACGAUAUUAGCUUGUAAACAUUUUCAUUACAUUAAAUUAACGCAAUAUGAUUGUGACAUGCUCGCUUCUUUAAAACAUUAAUUACCUUUCAUUUUGAAUGUCA